CUUUUCUGCUGAGCAAACUGUCAGCCCACGCCCCCUGCUGGUCGGGACAGGAAGGAAAACACCCUCCCGAAGGUGGGGGCGGCCAUAGCCCACGUGCAGAGGGCUGGGGAGGGGUCCCCCUCCCCGCUUAGUCGCACUGUUUGGGGUAAGCCAGAGCGUCCUCAUGGGACCCCCCUCUACAAAUGCUGCUCCACCCCCCCACUCACCUGCCCCAAGGCCUCCGCUCCGGACACCCCCUUCACAGCCCGGCCAGCAGCCCCGCCGGUGGGGAGGUCCCCAGCGACGUCUGGAGCGCAGGCCACCUCCUCCCCCUGGGCCCGGCCCUCGGAGGGAAAGGGGCGUGUAUUCCUUUAAGGGGCAGGCCCGGCGGGAGCGCGGGGGUUUGCCCGCAGCCGCUUCCUUUCUGGCCGCUCCAGGUCCCCCGAUCCGCCUGUGUCCUCGGACCCGGAGAGCCCGCACCCCCCGAGCGCGCGGGCCGUCGAGGAGCCGCGGGGGACGGUGCGUUCCUCCCUCGGGGCUCCGGGGCUCCCGCGGCCCCCACGCGUCCGCGGCCGGGCGGCUGGGCUGUGAACACGCGCGCGGGGCGCUCGGGGCGCCAGGAAGCCUUGCCCAGGACACGCUGGCGCUGCCGCCAUGGGCCGCCUGCUGCUCCUGGUCCUGCUGCUCCCGCUGCCCUGCGUCCCCGGCCUGCCCUUCUACAACGGCUUCUACUACUCCAACAGUGCCCACGGCUGGGACCCGGGCCUCGGCGGAGGCCUCUUCAACGGCGUGAAGCUGGUGGUGGAGACGCCCGAGGACGCCCUGCUGUCCCACCGGGGGGCCAACGUGACCCUGCCCUGCCGGUACCGCUACGAGCCGGCCCUGGCCUCCCACGGGCCCGUGCGCAUCAAGUGGUGGAAGAUGUCGGAGAACGGGGCCCCGGAGCAGGACGUGCUGGUGGCCGUCGGGCCCAGGCACCACUCCUUCGGGGACUACCGGGGCCGCGUGCACCUGCGGCCCGAGGGGGAGCGGGACGUGUCGCUGGAGAUCCGGGACCUGCGGCUGGAGGACUCGGGGCGCUACCGCUGUGAGGUCAUCGACGGGCUGGAGGACGAGAGCGGCGUGGUGGAGCUGGAGCUGCGGGGUGUGGUGUUUCCCUACCAGCCCCCCCAGGGGCGUUACCAGCUCAACUUCCAGGAGGCGCAGCAGGCCUGCGAGGCCCAGGAGGCGGCCGUGGCCUCCUUCGAGCAGCUGUUCCGGGCCUGGGAGGAGGGCCUGCACUGGUGCAACGCGGGCUGGCUGCAGGACGCCUCGGUGCAGUACCCCAUCACGCUGGCCCGGGGGCCCUGCGGCGGCCUGGGCCUGGCGCCCGGCGUGCGCAGCUACGGGCCCCGCCACCGCCGCUUGCACCGCUAUGACGUGUUCUGCUUCGCCGCUGCCCUCAGGGGGUGGGUGUACUACCUGGAGCACCCCGAGAAGCUGACACUCUCAGAGGCCAAGGCGGCCUGCCGGGAAGACGGCGCCCAGAUCGCCAAGGUGGGCCAGCUCUUUGCCGCCUGGAAGUUCCGCGGCCUGGACCGCUGCGAUGCCGGCUGGCUGGCAGAUGGCAGCGCCCGCUACCCCGUGGCUCACCCACGUCCCACCUGCGGGCCCCUGGAGCCCGGGGUCCGAAGCUUCGGCUUCCCAGACCCGCAGAGCCGCAAGUAUGGAGUCUACUGUUACCGUCCUCCUCACUAGAGCCGGCCACAGCUCUGUGCCUGCCUGGCCCUUCCCCCCAACCCCUCACGGCUGUAUUUACUAAAUGGAUCAUGUUCCCUAUUGCUUUUAUACUUCUCAACUUAAAUAAAAAUAUAUAUAUAUUUUUAUUGAUUUCAGAGAGGAAGAGAGAGAGAGAGAGAGAAACAUCAAUGAUUAGAGAGAAUUAUGGAUCGGCUGCCUCCUGCAUGCCCCCUACUGGGGAC
This is a messenger RNA of Myotis myotis, 1940 nucleotides long. RefSeq names its product hyaluronan and proteoglycan link protein 3 (gene HAPLN3). Bases 634 to 1716 code for a protein of 360 amino acids. Gene Ontology annotation, biological process: cell adhesion. Gene Ontology annotation, molecular function: hyaluronic acid binding. The transcript is spliced from 5 exons. Lineage: Eukaryota; Metazoa; Chordata; Mammalia; Chiroptera; Vespertilionidae. The record is from RefSeq and is a predicted model, not a curated record.